AUGCUCGAUCCGCCGCUGUAUUCCCAAAAGAAGGCAGAGGGGGUCACUACAGUACAACCAUCAGGUCAUAAGGCAGCGCCCAAGGCUGGGUCGGAGACAAACAAUCGUACCAAGUCCCAGGACCCUGCCGCCAAUGCGUCAACAGCCUCAGGCUCUGGCGUGAAAAAAGCACGAUCUCAACAAGCCCAAUCCUACGCUGCAGCACAGCAAGCGAACGCGGCACGCCGAGAAAGAGAAGAAUGGGAGCGUACCCGUGGUGCUGGCAGCAAUGUACUUUUAUGGUAUGAAGAUCUACGGGUCAAGCGUUCUCGUAUCUUGGACCAUUUUAAGUGGACAGCGCCGGAAGUAGUACCACCGAUUGAGGAGAUCCUGGCCAAGGAGUCGGAGCCACAGGAGGUCAUCGGCAUGGAUCGUCUUCUUGACUGGGGUUUGUGCGAUUAUACGAUUCUGCCUCGGACGCUAGGCCGUGGACGUUUCUCUACGGUUUACCUUGCCGUGAAGAACGGAGAGCGGUACGCUGUAAAGCAUACACCUCUAUUCCCGCACCAUGAACUAGUAGCGACGCGACUCCUUCGCGAGCCUACGCUACUGGCGGAGCUGCCACCUCAUCCCAACUUGGUACAAGUGGUAGAGACGAUUCGUACGCCUGGUCACUUUUACCUGGUGGAAGAGUUCUUGGAAGGAUAUGUCACCGUGGAAGCACUUAUCACGAAACUUAAUAUCACAAAGCCGCCCGCGGCACCUGUGCUUCCGUAUGAUGUCGCUGAGAAAGUCUUUGACCAACUUGUCUUGGCCCUGCAUGCCAUUCACACCCCGUUGCGUGUGUGCCAUCGCGACGUGAAGCCUGAAAACAUUCUUGUGCACCCAGAAACACUCCAACUGAAGCUUCUCGAUUUUGGAUUGGCAACGCACUUUAGCCGCAGCCGUGCGAAGCUAACCACAUGCUGUGGCAGUCCCGCCUUCCACUGCCCCGAGAUUGUGGUGGCGUUGUCGCAGCCGCCUGGUACAAGCCCAUAUUGGGGGCCAGAAGUGGAUGCAUGGACUUGUGGCGUCACAUUGUUGCGGUGUCUCUCAGGUAUCCGUUACCCCUUGGGUACGACACACACAUCGCCGGCAGCCAUGGCAAGUCGUGCGAAAAAGGUUUUGGCGUCGCUUCCUGAUACGCAGCUUCGUCACGAUAUCUCGCUCCUGUUGGAUCUCGACGCUGAACAGCGUAUGCAGAAUUUCCAAGACAUUGCCGAUCGGAUUCUGAACAAUAUGAGCAAGCCACCCGUACGCACCCGUCGCGAAAUGAAAUGCACGUCCUUCAUUCCUGCACCGCCUCAGCAUGCUAUGGUUUUGCCAUUGGUACUGACCAAGGAAACAGAGCUUUAUCGGAUGGGGGAUUUGCCAUUCCCAGGCGCCUCGUCGUACUCGCAAAUGACGCUUUUGAACACGUCGCGUCAGCCCAGCCAACGAGUGCUGUCGUUUAUCAAGUACUGCUUCCGAUGUGCUGGCAUUUUGUAUCAUACCAUUCCCAUCCACAAGGCAGCCGAGGAAGCGUCUAUAACUUCGCACCCGAACUGGCGUCCUGAGGCAUUGACCUCGUGCACAUUCCAGUGUGUAGUGGAAUUGCUCGAAGACGAACAAGUGGGCCCCUUGUCGCAGCUGUACAAUUCCGUCAUGUCCCUGUUUGGCCAGCAGAAAAAGACGGAGCACCUGGUGAAGCUGCCUUCACGGGCCUUGGACCCUACGGCGCGAGAUGAAGCAGUACGUCCCAGCAGUGGCCCCUCAGGUCGGCAGGGCCGCCUGAAGAUGCUGGUGUUCUACAUGGUCGUGGCCUUCCCAAGCCACGGCAGUGAGACGCCCUUGCCUUCUAAUAUGGACUUGCCUACGCCGGAAAUGAUCUCCAAUGCGCUCCAGCACCGUUUUGCGCCAGCGAAGAUGCAGACACCUUCAGCUUCGCGCCGAGCAAGCUCCGAAGAGCCGGAGCUGUACAUUGAUACACAAGUGGAUCGACUGCCUAAGCCGCAAGUCGUCAGCUCGCCGCGCCAUGGCCACCGAACGAAGUCAAGCGCGCCACGUACACCAAAGCUCCCGCCGCGCCAUGGCCACCGAACGAAGUCAAGCGCGCCACGUACACCAAAGCUCCCGCCGCGACCCAAAACGGUGCAAGUAUACGUGUCCGAUGCGCGUGUGUUGCCAUACGUACGGGGCGCGUUGAGCAACGGUGGCCUGCUCAAAUCCAAUUCGUUUGCUACCUCUGAAAGUAGGCCGGCCUCGCCAUCGCCCUCUACGCCGUCCCCUCGCUCGGGCAGUACGACCCCGGAACCAAAACACGAUCGUAUUGGGCCUCAUGAACUGGGUACCUCGUUGGAAGCGAUCGAGAGUUCGUGUCGCUCCCUGCUCGCUCGUCGUAUCUCGCCCGAUCGUGAAGAUGUGGAUGAUACAUAUGCCCAUCAGCUGUACAUGCUAGUAUACCGAUUGUACCGUGGUCUCGAGAUCACCUUGGAAGGUGAUCAUGCCGACGCGUUGCAGCAGGAAAUGUCCAAGUUGAAUUUCCGGGCGUUGUCCGUGCUAGGACCUGUGCUAGCCCUGGUCAGCGAGCAUGAUCGAGCGCCGAAUUCGCCCACUCGACCGAAAGAUGUGCAUGCGUUGAGCACUACAGGCAGUUUGGCCCUUGGUAUCCUUGAGCUGUUUAGUGGUAGCAGCAGUGCCAAGGAAAUGUGUUUGGGCUUCCAGGAGCAAAUUGAGCGUCUCAGUUUGGCAUGGCGUGCGCAGGAUUAUGAGACGAUACAGCCGGAUAUGGACACGGUAGCGAUGCUGGCGUGUGAUGGCCCGGUCCUCGUCCAAGCCGCGUUAGGCCAGCUCCAGCGUCUGGCGAAUUUGGUCCCUUCCAUUAAAACACGCAAACCGCUGCCGCUGAUCGAGUCUGUCCUGGGCCCCUUGUACCCGGGUGUGUACCGUGACGUGAUUGUGGAUGCCUUGAGCACUAUGGACGAUUUGGACACACGCGAGGACUUGGCUACGCAGGCUGCGAUCGUGCUGGGUGAGUUGAUUUUGGGUCUCUCGUCCCUGGCGCAGCAGGUGGACGAAGAGUCGCGACCUCCGUUGGGCAAUACAUUUAUGGAGGCGCUCUGCUUGCUCAUCCCCUACUUACCAGUGCCCCUGGAGAGCCAAGGAUCAGCGUCCCCGCUCCUCUCGAUGCAGUCAACCAAGACAGAAGGCAUAUCCCCACGUAUCACGGUGUGGAACAUUGUACGAAAAACGCUGGACCAGUUGGACAUUGACUUGGGCGAGCGGUGCUUGGGCCCCUCUGACCUGACACAUCUUCCACGUGCGCCGCCGUCGUACGAAAAUUCGCGGGGCUACUUCCUUGUACUGGUGCAUUUGCUGGCCUAUGAAGCAUUCAUGACACGUGUCAAGGGCAGCACGCGCGAGCGAUUGCGUGUCGCAACCCGAUCACGCAAGCGUCUGUCGGAUCCGCAGCAUUGGAGCACCGAUGUGGCGCAGGAGCUCUUGAGUCGUUUGGCCUCGGUGAUGCCAGGUACAUUGGUACCUGGCUUGGGCCCCAUGGAUGUCACACUCUCAGCUCGUACAUUGGCCUGUGUGCACGAUGUGGAUUUGUGCGAUGCGAUUCUCGCCAUGUCGCAGUGGUGUGUUCAUGCGCUGGCCAACGAUGCACGAACACGUACGCAGCUGGACGACGACUGUGCAACAUUCAUGCUACGGGUCCUUGCUUCGAUUGCCACGUACAGUUCAGAGGCACGGCUACGCCAGCCGGCCUUUGCUCUCGUAAGCUGUCUACUGUGCUACCACAGCAGUGACGAUGUUACGCUACGCUUGAUACGUGAGAUGAUGGCGCCUGAAGCGCCAGCGCCGCUGCGUGGCGGGACCGUUCACCUCGUCCGCGACUUGGUAGCCGAUCGACUCGACCGUUUGGAAGCAGGGAUCGUGUACUCAGACGCACUCUUGGCCGAUGGCCGGUUGUGGCGGGCGUGGAAUGACGAGCUGUUUGUGCUGCCGAGUGGCCAGCCUACCCCUCCGCCAGAGCGACCUGAGAAGCCCAAGAAAGAGGAGGCGGCGAGCGAGGAGGAUGACCUUGCUCCGCUCACCGCAUACCUGACACAGCACCUGACCUACUUGCAGGAGUGCUGCUCUCUCUUCUAUUAUGUGCAUGUGCGUGAUGCCUCGCACAACUACACCGGCAUGCGAGACGGUGCCACGUAUGUGCGCUUGGUUGAACGCUUCGUACAGCCAUUGGCAGCGUGGACGACACAAUGGCAAACGUAUCUUCAAGAACAUUCUCUGUCCAAUGACACCGCAUUGAUGGGUCUCGCACUUCUGGAGACAGCCGUAGCCCGACUGCAGCCAUCAGGGGACGGAAGUGCAGGCGCCAAGUAG
Molecule: messenger RNA, 4383 nt
Organism: Malassezia pachydermatis
Lineage: Eukaryota; Fungi; Basidiomycota; Malasseziomycetes; Malasseziales; Malasseziaceae
Product: protein kinase
Exons: 1
Coding region: 1-4383 (1460 amino acids)
Biological process (GO): protein phosphorylation; microtubule cytoskeleton organization; intracellular signal transduction
Cellular component (GO): cytoplasm
Molecular function (GO): ATP binding; protein serine/threonine kinase activity; tau-protein kinase activity
Source: RefSeq, a predicted model, not a curated record